AUGGAAAUGAGUUUCUGAAGUGGUCGCGAAACUAAAUAAAAAUAAAUAUGAAGCGAUAAAAAAAAUCAAAGUGUUUUAUUUAUGCGUAUUUUACAGUAGCAUGAAAUGCGUGAGACUUGACAUGUUAAAUAUUAAGAUUACGUUCUUGUUCCUGAUACCAUUUAUACACUUAACUGUCCAGUCGUACAACAGGCGACGCCCACCAGACAAAGGAGUCACUAAACGCUUCACAAUGCCAGAUGUUAUCAGCCCACAACUGGCUAAUUCACUAAAAAUCCCAAAUAAGGAAUUCUGCCAGAAGAUGGCUCUGAGGGGCACCGACUUUUACAUGGUGCUGCCGUGGUGGUACCACUACUGUGAGCGUCUGAAAGACAAAGAAAGAAACUCCAGGGAUAUGAAGGACAGACACAUUGUCGCUUACCAGAACGUCUUGAAAAAGGUACAAGAUUAUAAAAAGAGGCAGAAGAUUUGGGAAGAAGUUUCGGCUUUAUUACGACCUAAAAGACUGUAAAUAAAGAAAGAAACUGAUUGGACAAGC
Molecule: messenger RNA, 538 nt
Organism: Leguminivora glycinivorella
Lineage: Eukaryota; Metazoa; Arthropoda; Insecta; Lepidoptera; Tortricidae
Exons: 3
Coding region: 101-511 (136 amino acids)
Source: RefSeq, a predicted model, not a curated record